AUGAACAGUCGUAUACGUGCAGGUUUUGUGCGGCAGGCGUUCCAUGAACGUUUUGCAUGUUUUUCCUCGGCUUUCCAGGAAGACCCGGCGGCGCUGCUCUGCGAAGGCAUCAUAUGCUGUUUAAUGCACCGUGACGGUGGAAGCGUUCGGUGCGUCGUAAAACUCAACAGAAGUCGCACGUCGCUGAUCCUAAAAGCUGGUGAAAAAGGCAGAACGGUUCCGCUGGAACAGAUCCACGGUGUGUUAUACGGCGACGAACUGAAGCGAAUCGAUGCAUUCGACGCGGAUAAUACACCGUGUGUCGCCAUCUACAUGGUUUCAGGCUCCGCGAUCCCCAUGGUCUUCCCAAGCGAGGAGCUAAAACGCGCUUUCUUAGACGGAAUGGGGGCGCUUCGAAUCGGACCAGACGCACGCAGUUCUGCAGAAAAGAAGGCAAUCGAGGGAUAG
Messenger RNA from Neospora caninum, 447 nucleotides. RefSeq lists its product as hypothetical. The transcript has 2 exons. The record is from RefSeq and is a predicted model, not a curated record. Bases 1 to 447 code for a protein of 148 amino acids. Lineage: Eukaryota; Apicomplexa; Conoidasida; Eucoccidiorida; Sarcocystidae.